GCCCCCCGCCGGGUUUCCAACAACUCCCACCGCGCCAUGGACCGGGACGCCUUGCCCUUCCCGAAGGCCGCGGGCUUCGCGGCUCUUUCGCUGAACGGCGCCAAGGGCGGCGCCACCAAAUACGUCUGCCUGCAGUACCUGAACUACGCACGAUGGACCUCCCAGCAGAACAGCUGCAACUUGUCGCAGUCGCUGCGGAUCAUGGCGAGCCGGCACCUCAAGUCGGCCGAGGGCCGCUGGACGCCGCUGGGCUUCCUUAAGUUCUGGCGCCCCUCGGUGACUCUGCUGAAUGAGACGGUGCAUUGGGGCAUGAAGGUGCCGCUGGCCAUGUGCCUCUACGACCUGCGGGGCGACGGCCUGGGCCCCCACGCGGGGCUCUUCGUGGCCGUGGCCGUCAGCACCGCCGGGGAGGUGGCGCUCACCGGAUGGAGCGAGCGCUUUGGAGUUCACAUGGGCUUGAAGCAGCACAUCCGGAGCUAUGGGGAGUCCUUCCGGAUCGCCAAAGAGGCCCGCGGAAACGCGCUCGCGGGCGCCUGGGCGGGCGCCGGAGGCCUCUGGGUGCGGAACUUUGCGUGGAACUUUGCCUUCUUCGAGUGGAUGAAGCGGUUCCUCCACAACGCGGUGGACCGGAGCCCGGAGAACGCGCCGGCGUGGCUGGAGAGCCAUUUGGCAUGGCUCCGCAGCCUGGAGAAGAAGAACCAGGCGAACGUCCUCACCUUCGAGGCGGCCACCUUAGGCACGUAUUUGACGUUCUUCAACAUGGCCGGGGACAACAUCAAGACGAAAAUGCAGGUGGACCCCGAGCGCUACCCGAGCUUUCGGCGCACCGCCCAAGAGAUCUGGGCCCAGCAUGGGCUGCUGGGCUUCGCACGGGGCAGCCUCUUCAAAGGGAUCUAUCUGAUCCUGGGCUCUACGCUGGCCAUCGGCAUCCAGGAAAGGCUCACCGAGAUCAUGGCGGCGCUGCUGCGCUGAGCGAACCGCGCUGAACCGGGCCUCCGGGCCUUAGGGCCUGAGGCUUCCUUGCAGUUCCUAAAAGUUGCGGAUGUUGGGCCUAGGGGCUACUGGAAAAGCCCAGGAGAAGCCCAAACUUUGCCGUUUAAGGCCAUGCUAUACCUUUGCAACUGACGAAGUGCAUAGCGAGUCUCUAGAGAGUCACUCGAGCUCGUUGGAUUCGGCGCAAAGUCCGCCGAUGGGGUUUUCCAGUUCCGAGUGAGCCGCGCUUGCAAAAGUGGUCAGGAAACGCUCUUGGGUGCUCUGGAUU
Messenger RNA from Effrenium voratum, 1261 nucleotides. NCBI's taxonomy places the organism in Eukaryota, Dinophyceae, Suessiales, Symbiodiniaceae. The record is from the annotation of a GenBank genome assembly.